GCGGGAGGAGCGUUAGGGUUUUAGAGGGUGAUUUGAGAUUUGCAGAGAGUAGCCAUGAGCAGGAGCUUGGGAAUUCCAGUGAAGCUACUCCAUGAGGCCGCGGGUCACGUUGUGUCGGUGGAGCUUAAAAGCGGUGAACUUUACAGAGGAAGUAUGAUCGAGUGUGAGGAUAACUGGAACUGCCAGCUCGAAAACAUCACCUACACUGCUAAGGAUGGGAAGGUCUCGCAACUUGAGCAUGUUUUCAUCCGAGGCAGCAAAGUCAGGUUUAUGGUCAUACCAGACAUGCUGAAGAAUGCUCCAAUGUUCAAGCGUCUCGAUGCUAGAAUUAAAGGUAAGGGCGCCUCACUUGGUGUUGGCCGAGGCAGGGCUGUUGCUAUGCGAGCUAAAGCUCAAGCUGCUGGCCGUGGAGGUGCAACUGGUCGGGGUGCUGUGCCAUCUGCCCGAAGGUGAUGAAACCAUGAAUAUAGUUUGUUAUAUCCUUAGUUCAAGCCCAGAGAGCCGUUGGAAUAUUGAUCAUCAAGUUUCUUUAGUUCCGGUAUUGACAUCCUCAACAUUGAAGAAGGCUAUGUACGUUCAUAUUGUUGAAAGUGGGCGAUUGACCAUUAUGUUGAGAUCGAACAAUCUUUUACCCCCAUGUUCAUCUUUGUUAUGUAUGUACCGGACGUUCUAUGCAC
Messenger RNA from Cucurbita moschata (crookneck pumpkin), 677 nucleotides. RefSeq names its product small nuclear ribonucleoprotein SmD3b-like. Gene Ontology annotation, biological process: spliceosomal snRNP assembly; RNA processing. The record is from RefSeq and is a predicted model, not a curated record. Gene Ontology annotation, molecular function: RNA binding. Bases 55 to 453 code for a protein of 132 amino acids. The transcript has 5 exons. Gene Ontology annotation, cellular component: spliceosomal tri-snRNP complex; U1 snRNP; pICln-Sm protein complex. Lineage: Eukaryota; Viridiplantae; Streptophyta; Magnoliopsida; Cucurbitales; Cucurbitaceae.